CCACUGGAAGGAGCUGAAAGCCACGUGUGGUGGUGACAAGCAGUCCCCUGUGAACAUCGACAGGCGCCGGCUGCAGCAGGAUGGUGGCCUCGGGGACAUCCUCUUUGAGGGCUAUGACCAGGCUCCCCCGGGGAAGUGGAGGCUGGUGAACGACGGGCACACGGUGAUGCUGACCCUGGCAAGCGAGUUGGCCGCCGAGCACAUCGCUGUCAGCGGCGGGGGUCUCCCGGGGUACCGCGCGCUGCAGCUGCACUUCCACUGGGGCAGCCUGGCCGGGAACGGCUCUGAGCACACCCUCGACGGGCGCCAGCUGCCCAUGGAGCUUCACAUUGUCCACAUCAACGUCAAGUACCGGACGCUGGCAGAGGCCAAGGGGCAUCCCAACGGGCUGGCCGUCCUCGGCUUCUUCUUCCAGGUCUCUGAAACCCCCAACACCAACUACAACACCAUUGUGGCGGGGCUGAGGAACGUCUCCCACGCUGGGGACUCUGUGGAUUUGGCCUCCACCUUCCGCCUGGGCACGCUGCUGCCGCACGCCGGCCACCUCUCCAGGUACUACCGCUACCAGGGCUCCCUCACCACCCCCGACUGCAGCGAGGUCGUCGUCUGGACCAUCUUUGAGGAGCCGGUGGAGAUCGGCCAGGAGCAG
Molecule: messenger RNA, 649 nt
Organism: Pterocles gutturalis (yellow-throated sandgrouse)
Lineage: Eukaryota; Metazoa; Chordata; Aves; Pterocliformes; Pteroclidae
Product: carbonic anhydrase 15-like
Exons: 6
Cellular component (GO): plasma membrane
Molecular function (GO): zinc ion binding; carbonate dehydratase activity
Source: RefSeq, a predicted model, not a curated record